Culicoides brevitarsis is the source of this 1263-nucleotide messenger RNA. RefSeq names its product AN1-type zinc finger protein 6 (gene drn). The record is from RefSeq and is a predicted model, not a curated record. Bases 490 to 1098 code for a protein of 202 amino acids. The transcript has 5 exons. Gene Ontology annotation, molecular function: DNA binding; zinc ion binding. Lineage: Eukaryota; Metazoa; Arthropoda; Insecta; Diptera; Ceratopogonidae.
GUCUUGUCUCUAUCUCCAUUUAAAAUAAUAAUAAUAACAUUACUAUCAGAUGAAUUGAAUUGAAUUAAACAAAAAAUAUUAUAAUAGUAAAAAAAAAGAUUUAAAAUUGAUCGAAUCACGGAUAGAACAUCUAUAUUUGGAUUACAUUGUUAAAAAUCCUGCGUUUUUUGAUGAAUGAUUGAAACUAUUAAACUGCAAAAACCUGCCAGCCAACUCCUCCCGUACAUACUAAAAAAAAAAGAAAUCUUUGAGAGUUUAUGACUUACUCAGUCUUGAAGAACUGAUGAUUACAACAAAAGUUGAAAAGAAACAAUAAAUUACAAUUAUUAUUAUUAUUAUUUGUGUAAACUUUUAAAACUUAAGCAGAAGAAAAAAAAUUAAAAAAGAUACAAGUGAACAAAAAAAAAAGUGGUUAAUUGUGUUGAAAUAAUAAAACAAAGGAGAUUAACGUGUUAGAGGAUAAGAAUUUGAACAGAAAAACAAAUCAAAAUGGAACGCGAAUCGAAUCCAAUGCAACCUAUGUGUCGAUCUGGAUGCGGAUUUUAUGGAAAUCCCGCAACAGAUGGUUUAUGCUCAGUUUGCUUUAAAGACACACUGCGAAAGAAACAACAACCGCCCGUUAGCAGUACACCAUCAGUUGCCGUUUCUAACUCAGCUUCCUCAGCAACAUCAGUCGCCUCUACCCUCAGUAGUUUUGCAAGUAAUGCAGUUCAACAUCAAGCAGUAACUGUAACAAACACAGCACAACCAACCGUGCAAAUCUUCAGUACAGAUAACAUUAAAGAGAAGCUUCCAGAUGAGGAAUCCUCAUCAAGUACAACCUCAUCCCUUGCUGUUGGACCCGGCACUGAAAAUUCAAGUCUCGAGCAAGACGAUAAGGAUAGCGAUAAAGAUCCCAAGAAGAAGAAGAAUCGAUGCGGAAUGUGUCGCAAGAAAGUCGGAUUAACAGGGUUUGAAUGCCGUUGCGGUGGCUUAUUCUGCGCAAUACAUCGAUACAGUGAUAAGCACGAAUGUACAUUCGACUAUAGAGAACAUGGGGCUGCAGAAAUUAGGCGUAAUAAUCCGGUAGUUGUUGGUGAGAAGAUACAGAAGAUUUGAACACUUGUGCCAUCUAUUUUUUUACAAUUUAAAUAUAUAAAUAUAUAUAAACACGUAUAAUAAUAAUAAUAAAUAAUGAGAAACUGAAACAUACAUAAAUUUGAAAUGAAAAUAAAAUGAAAAAUUAAACAAAAAAAUAAAAUAAAACAGAAUGAAAACCUACAC